AUGAUGCAGACUGUCCCUGGACCUUCUACACCUACCACCCCCAGACCUUCUACACCUGCCGCCCCCAGACCUUCUACACCCACCGUCCCCAGACAUUCUACAUCUGUCGCCCCUGGACCUUCUACAUCUACUGCCCCCAGACCUUCUACACCUACUGUACCCAAACCUUCUACAUCUACUACCCCUGGACCUUCUACAUCUACUGCCCCUGGACCUUCUACACCUACCGUCCCCAGACCUUCUACAUCUGCCACCCUCGGACCUUCUACACCUACUGUCCCAAACCUUCUACAUCUACUACCCCCCGGACCUUCUACUCCUACCAUCCCCAGACCUUCUACAUCUGCCACCCUUGGACCUUCAACAUCCACUGUCCCCAGACCUUCUACACCUACCGUUCCCAGACCUUCUGCAUCUACUGCCCCCCUGACCUCCUACACCUACCAUCCCCGAACCUUCUACAUCUACUACCCCCGGACCUUCUACAUCUACCCCUCUCGGACCUUCUACAACUAA
Messenger RNA from Nilaparvata lugens (brown planthopper), 516 nucleotides. Its product is annotated as proteoglycan 4-like. NCBI's taxonomy places the organism in Eukaryota, Metazoa, Arthropoda, Insecta, Hemiptera, Delphacidae. Bases 1 to 516 code for a protein of 171 amino acids. The record is from RefSeq and is a predicted model, not a curated record. The transcript has a single exon.